UUUACUUCCUGUUUGCAGUUAAGUUUCACUCUGUGUUCUCGUGGGUGUCGCAGCGUCUUCUCUCCAUCUGAAAGCAGGAACCUGAGGUCGGAGUCAUCUGGGACAAUUCAGCUCACCUGAGGCCUGCACUACGAAUCGUGUUGAACGUACCCAGGCCAGAAUAUCUGGUGUGGUUAUCAGGAUUCACAAAACCUAACAACCGAGUCAAGCUAAGGAGUCCCACGGCAGUCGUUAUCAACUUGACAGUAUUACAUCUGGAGUCACAGAUGGAGUCCCAGUUGGAGUUGCAGCUUGAGUCAAAUCAGGAUUCACAGCUGGAACAGGGGGCCCAGUUGGAGUCAGAGCUGGAGUCAUAUCAGGAUUCACAGGUGAAUCUAGGGGCCAAGCUGGAGUCACAUCUGGAUUCAUAUCAGGAUUCACAGCUGGAUCUAGGGGCCCAGCUGGAGUCACAGCUGGAGUCAUAUCGGGAUUCACAACAGGAGCAGUGGUUACAGGUGGAGUCAGAGCUGGAGUCACAGCUGGAUUUAUAUCAGGAUUCACAGCAGGAGCAUUGGUCACAGGUGGAGUCACAGCUGGAGUCAUAUCGGGAUUCACAACAGGAGCAGUGGUUACAGGUGGAGUCAGAGCUGGAGUCACAGCUGGAUUUAUAUCAGGAUUCACAACAGGAGCAGUGGCUACAGGUGGAGUCAGAGCUGGAGUCACAGCUGGAUUUAUAUCAGGAUUCACAGCAGGACCAUUGGUCACAGGUGGAGUCACAGCUGGAGUCAUAUCGGGAUUCACAGCUGGAUCUAGGGGGCCAGCUGGAGUCACAGCUGGAGUCACAGCUGGAUUUAUAUCGGGAUUCACAGCAGGAGCAGUGGUCACAGGUGGAGUCACAGCUGGAGUCAUAUCGGGAUUCACAGCUGGAUCUAGGGGCCCAGCUGGAGUCACAGCUGGAUUUAUAUCGGGAUUCACAGCAGGAGCAGUGGUCACAGGUGGAGUCACAGCUGGAGUCAGAUCGGGAUUCACAGCUGGAUCUAGGGGCCCAGCUGGAGUCACAGCUGGAGUCACAGCUGGAUUCACAGCAGGAGCUGGGUGCCCAGCUGGAGUCACAUUUGGAGUCAUAUCGGGAUUCACAGCUGGAGGUGGGGUCACAGCUGGAGUCACAGCUGGAGUAACAGCUUGAGUCACAGGAAGUGCAAAAUAUUAAACUAAGGGUGUAAUGCAUGCUUUAGCACCCUUGUAGAACUGAUCCUUAGCAGGGCCUCACACUUGGUCCAAUCCCCCCUCCUUCCUUGUACACAGUAGUGAUAGCCAGAUGAAACCUCAUGAAACAUUUUCUUUAUUUUCUGUGCCCUCUAGACAGCUCUCUCUGUCCAACAAAGGGUUGAAAGCACACUGAAUUGCCAUUCCUUAAGCCUUUCUCUUUAAACCAAGAGUGCCAUCUAGCAGAGAUGGGGACUCGAGUCCGAGACAAGUCGCACUUAAAUUGCACAAACAGUGACUUCAGACUUGACUUGCGACUCGACCCAAAAGACUUCAGACUUGACUCGGACUUGAGCUUCGA
Sander lucioperca (pikeperch) is the source of this 1546-nucleotide messenger RNA. RefSeq names its product centrosomal protein of 164 kDa-like. The coding region runs from base 267 to 1157 and encodes 296 amino acids. NCBI's taxonomy places the organism in Eukaryota, Metazoa, Chordata, Actinopteri, Perciformes, Percidae. The record is from RefSeq and is a predicted model, not a curated record. The transcript has 4 exons.